CAUUCCUCAGAGACAUACUUAUUAUCCUGGAGAAGAGGUGCUUCUGAGUACUGGAUCCUUCUCGUGGUGGUGCUGGGCCUACUGGACUGAAACAGAGCGGGAGAACCGCAUUGAGCAUCAUCAGCCAACCUUAGAGACAGAAGGACUCCCUAAAUUUUUUUUUUCCUUUGGGAAAUUAUCAUUAACUUACUUCUUGAGAAGAUAACUGCUGCACAAUCAUGAGGCUCUUCAACCUGCUCUAUCUGCUCCUGCUGCUCGUAGCCGUUUUAGCAUCGGUCUCCUCCGCCAGACCAGAUUUCCUGAACCUGAGGAGAAAAUAUUACAGACACCACUGCCCACACAGACGCUGCCUGCCUCUCCACUCCAGAGUACCCUUCCCCUGAGAUUGAAGCACAAGAAAGAGAGUGACCUAAGGAGAGAAAUAUGAAUAUGAAGCAGCUGCAGUGUGUGGCCCAAACACCAUCUGUGAAGUCUGCGAAGUGGAGGAGACAAACAUGAAAACCAUCAAAAGACUGUCAUGUAUCUGUGGCUGCAAAAGAGCUACAAGAAACUGUCUUCAUCCCCAAACAAAAAAAACAACCAUGAAAUGUUUUGACAUCCUGGUGGCCACAGAUCUGGCUUUGCACCUUCCCUCUACGUCUUCCUCAAGAGCCAAUAUGUUUGUACUGAAUGGAAACAAAAGGGAACGGAGCUACAACAUCAAGUAUAUUCUAUAAAUUGCCUUAAAAGCUAUGGACCAAAGAGCUGGAAUCAUCCGAGCAAGCUAUGAUGAACAGAAUCCACAUUCUUACAAGAUGUUUAUAAUGCAUGUAUGCACUUCAAAUGUUUAUCGAAUUAUGUUUUAAAACUUUUUAAUAAAAAUGUAUCAAUGUAGAGUUGUCUAUUUACUUCACAUCUUGUGUGUCAAAAUAACAAUCGACUAUGCUGCAACAUUGCAGCUUGGUG
Molecule: messenger RNA, 945 nt
Organism: Centropristis striata (black sea bass)
Lineage: Eukaryota; Metazoa; Chordata; Actinopteri; Perciformes; Serranidae
Gene: apela
Product: apelin receptor early endogenous ligand
Exons: 3
Coding region: 219-383 (54 amino acids)
Biological process (GO): apelin receptor signaling pathway; heart development
Molecular function (GO): apelin receptor binding
Source: RefSeq, a predicted model, not a curated record